Molecule: messenger RNA, 1207 nt
Organism: Darwinula stevensoni
Lineage: Eukaryota; Metazoa; Arthropoda; Ostracoda; Podocopida; Darwinulidae
Source: the annotation of a GenBank genome assembly
CUCUGCUGGCCAUCAGGGGUGCAUCAAUUUUUGGCCUGCCCCUUUAACCUACUUUCCCUGCUUUCCUUUAUGAGCAAAAUACUUCUGAUGAAAGAAUUUUGGCUUCCAGAUGACUUGAGUCAGAGUGGUAUCCCAAUCCUCGUUACUGCAAUCAAAUCCCUCGAUAAGACCUGCACGGUUCACCUGGUCCUCUCCAGUAUAUCAGAGAGGAAAUUCCUCUACAAGCAUCUUCAGGGAAAGCAUCUGAGUUGUGGGGCGGUCCAUGACUUGUGCCAGAGGAAUCGGGAAGCGCGAGACGGCCUCGUGUACCAAGAUUUUCUUACUGCAUUCAGGCCUGAGUCUGGAACAGCUGUCAUCAUUGAGUGUUUGAAUGAUUUUUUACUCCAUCUGGGGCUCACUAGGACCUGUCAGCUUCUUUUUGACCUUUCCAAAAAACAAAAAGCGUGUGUCCUGGCCUUGCUACAUAUAGACUGCAUUGAAGAAGGGAUGUUGCCUUCCAUUGAGAAAUAUGCAAGUAUGAUUUCACAAAUCCAAGAAUCAGAGAGUGGAAGUCAUGACAUACCAGUUGAAACUAAACUGAUAUCAGGCAGCGGGAGAGUCACUCGAAAGAAGGAGCAUGUGAUUUUGAACAAAUCACUGGAGUUGGUGGAUGUGAAAGACUGGGACCCGAAACCAAAGGGGAAAGUGCAACCAGGAGGAGGAGAGAACGAUCCCGAGAAGAUCAUGUCUCGGUUGACCACGUUCGACCUGAGUCUGAAGGAGAAAGAGAGACGUGCACGAAGCAGAGUCCAGCUCCCUUACAUGGACAAAGUGGGAGGUGGAGGGCACAUCUUCUAUACAUGCGAUGAUGCAGAUGACUUCGACGAAGAGGAUCCUGACAAUGACCUGGACAUAUAACCUCUCCAGGUGGAAAAGGGAGAGCAGAAGAUUUGAUUGGGUCCGAGUUUCAUCAUCGCCUGUCCAUCUGUGUCAUCCCCUCCCAUCUCGACCCGAGAUGAAUCGAAGCCCGUGGAUGGGGACCGUGCUGGGAUGAUCUCGAAUCAGGGGAUUCUCCAUUUCCAUAUGGGAAGUAGAACAGAUUGGAGUGUUGAAGGAACAGAGAGUGUGUUUCAAUGAUUGGAGCUGGUGCUGCAAAUUGUUUCAUCAAUGGAAAUUGAGAAAUUGUCAUGAACACAUGUUGAUUUCAUGUUCUGUUGGAAAUUCUGGG